Molecule: messenger RNA, 4216 nt
Organism: Cottoperca gobio
Lineage: Eukaryota; Metazoa; Chordata; Actinopteri; Perciformes; Bovichtidae
Gene: unc93b1
Product: unc-93 homolog B1, TLR signaling regulator
Exons: 13
Coding region: 155-2035 (626 amino acids)
Biological process (GO): toll-like receptor 3 signaling pathway; toll-like receptor 7 signaling pathway; intracellular protein transport
Cellular component (GO): endosome; lysosome
Molecular function (GO): Toll-like receptor binding
Source: RefSeq, a predicted model, not a curated record
UUCCUUCACGAAACUUUUAUUUAUUCCUGCACUAAGUACUUCAGAAAGGGGAACUGACUGCUGCAGAAACCAAAAGGGACACAGCUGCUGUCUCGCAGGUGGACAAACUUUUCAGUCUGGCGCCCGGCGCGAGGAGCCCCGCGCAAGAAACACGAUGGAGGCAGCUGAUAGAGAGCAGCUGGUCAGGGAUGCUGAUCAGUUAAUAGCACCACCCAAUGGUGGCAUAAACGAACUGCUGAAUGUGGGGCAAGAAGACAACGUGCAGGACCAGGAGGAGUUUCUCAGCCCGCAGGCAGAGUACAACGAGGAGGAGGAGGAGAGGAAGUACUACAGGAGGAAGAGGCUGGGAGUCAUCAAGAAUGUCCUUGCAGCCAGUGUUGGAGCCAUGAUUGUGUACAGUGUGUACAUGGGCUUACUUCAGAUGCAGCUGAUCCUCCAUUAUGAUAUGACGUACCGAGAGGUGAAGUACAGCAACCUCGGCCUGGAGGACAUCGAUCGGAAGAUACUGAUGGGCAUCAACGUCACGCCCAUCAUAGGCCUGCUGUACACCCCUGUACUGAUCAGGUUUCUAGGUACAAAGUGGAUGAUGUUCCUGGCUUCAGGAAUCUACGCGCUCUUUGUGUCGACCAAUUACUGGGAGAGGUACUACACCUUGGUUCCGUCGGCCGUGGCCAUCGGAGUGGCCAUUGUGCCGCUCUGGGCCUCCUUGGGAAAUUAUAUCACAAGGAUGGCGCAGCAGUACUACGAGUACGUCAACUACAAGGAGGAGCAUGUGCAGGAGCAGAAGAAGCCCCCGAAGGGAGCGUGCCACAGAUACAUCAUCGUCUUCCAGUCCAUCUUCCACAUCAUCUUCCAUCUGAGUCUUGUCUUCGCCGAGUUCCCCAUGCUCUUCGUCCUCAACAACUACCUGCGUAACAACGACCACAUCCUCCACAAUGUCCACAGCUGCGGAGCAAACAUCAGAGGCGUGAUCCCCGGCUUCAACACCACCGUGCUCACCAACCUGCCUCGCUCCAUGCUGCUCAUCCAGGUGGAGAGUGUCCUCAUGGGCUUCGCCUUCCUCGCCAUGAUCAUCUUCCUUGUGCUGUGCGGUGCUGCCUACCGCCCGACUGAAGAGAUCGACCUUCGCAGUAUCGGCUGGGGAAAUAUCUUCCAGCUGCCUUUCAAACACCUGAGAGACUACCGCCUGCGCCUGCUCUGCCCCUUCUUCAUCUACAGCGGAUUUGAAGUGCUGUUUGCCCUCACUGGAUUCUCCCUGUCCUAUGGCGUCUGCGCUUUGGGCCUGAAAAGCCUGUGGCUCCUUAUCCUGGUGUACGGCCUCUCCUGCUCCAUCUUUUCCUCCCUCUCCCUCUGCCUCUUACGCCUCCCGCGCUGGGUGUGUCUGAUGGGGGGCGCGGCUGUGCACGCAGUGCUGCUGGUGGUUCUCCUGGCGUUUUCUCCUCUUCCAAAGACACCUUCAUAUAUGGGUCCUCUGCUGGUGAUCUCUGUGCUGUGGGGACUCGGCACCGCCCUGAACAAGACGGGCGUCAGCAUUCUGCUCGGCAUGCUGUACGCUGAGGAAAAAGAGCGUCUGGACUUUGUCUACACCAUCUAUCACUGGUGGCAGGCCGUCGCCAUCUUCAUAGUUUACCUCUGGUCCCACCUGCCUAUGAGGGCCAAACUCUCCAUCCUGUUGGCCACGUUAUUGCUCGCCUGCUACUGUUAUGGGGUGAUGGAGCGUCGGCUGGCCAGGAAAGUGCCUUUCAGACUGCCUCGCAUCCCGCGGCCACGGCACAAGGUCAAAGGCUACCGCUACCUGGAAGAGGACAACUCAGAUGAGUCAGAUUCUGAGAGAGGUGAUGACGAAGAGGACGAGGAGGGGCAGGAGGAACAGGAGCACAUGGUGGAGGAGAUGGCCGCAGAGGACGAGGAGGAAGGAGGCCAAGACGCAGGGGUCCGGGGAGCUGACUCACCCGCUGCCAGGAGGAGAGGGGUCGAGGGUCACCGCCGCAGACGGGAGGACGCCCAUGUGAGGGAGGAGCACGAGGGAGAGUGAGAGAAGAAGAAUGUGUGGAGAUGGUGGACAGAUGGCAGAUAUACAGAAGAGGAAGGGAAGUCCUGGAUGCUGCUGUGCUCAUGAUUACAUUCAAAUUUCUACUUUCUUACAUACUACACAACAAAAAUAUUCUUUUCUGGCAUAAGCUUUGACUUAAGGAUGCUCGAUUAUGGCAAAAAUCAUAAUCAUGACUAUUUUGGUCGACAUUCAGAUCCCGAUUAUUUAACACGAUAACUCAUGAAACGUAUCGCUGUUAAUUAACCUUUUAAAAAAAAACUAUACUAUAUUAAUAUAUAAAAAUAAAUGUAAAGAAAAAUUAGAUAAAUAAAUAGAAUAUUUUAUAUAUAAAUGUACAGUAUAUACACUUAAACAGAUAAUAUACAAUGAUAAAAACAAAACAAUGCUUAAAAUAAAUAAGAUCAGCUAUGUUGUAAUGUUCUGCAUCGCAGUAAAGAUUUAUAAAUACAAAACAAUAGCAUCAUUGCAAAACAGAAUGUGGUACAAUAAUAAUCUUAUCUCGAUUAUUCAAAGACGUAAUAGAAAAUAAAAUUCCAUUAAUCGCCCUACUUUAAUUAAAAAGCUCUAAUUACCUGUUUAAAGUUUAAUCACAACAGUGUUCCUGAAGAACAGGCACAGAAACUGUAAUUCAAUUAGAAGGGAGCACACACUGCAUAAAACACGACUAGAACGAGGAUACUUUUGUUUUUGUGGCCCGAAAUUACAGACGGCAUAUCAGCUGUUGUUGUGCUUCGUCGAGUAGAAAACAUUUUUCUGUAACUAGUUUCAUUUAAAAAAAGGCACAAAAGAAAAGACCUGAGAGUGAGUCUUUCAUCGACAGCAGGGUCCUGCUGGAUGUGAACAGCAUAAGCAACCUCAGCUAUAUUUGUUCUGUCUUUUGUUUUACUUUCAACCCCUUCAUUUAUGCACAUUUCUUCGAGAAAACAACUCAAGCUAUUAUCAGAAGCUCAGACACGUGUCUGCUGCCUGACGUAUCUCUUGGGAGGAGUUAAAGGUUAAAUAUGAAUGUAUGUUUAUGCUUGUAUGCGAUCAGUAUGUCAAUGCCAGUAAGGUAUGCAUUUUGUUAAACGGUUACAGUUAUAAUGCGUGGAGGUUCUUAAUUGUUUUUAAUAAAGUGGCACUGAACACAAAGUACAGCUGAGGCUGAUGAGAAUGUGCUUAUCUUUGCAGAUAUUUGGUCAUAAACUAAAGUAUUGGAUGAAUUUAAUGUUUCACCUGAUGAAGUCGGGGAAUCACCAAAGUUAUACAAAUGUUUUCUGAGGUAGACAUGAGUGCCAAUCCAUCUCAUAGUUCAGACGUUUCACUCCAAUCCACAAAUAUCAACCUGCUGGUGGCAAUCACAUAUCACCUGAGUCAUUAGGACUCAUCUUCUGGGGAACAUGAAUGUCUGUACAACAUUUCAUGGCAAUCUGUUUAUUAGAGAUAUUUUAGUCUGGACUAAAGUGGUGACAUUUCCAUUCAUUGAGUCAUUCCGCUCGGAUGGCAAAACACCGAAGUGACUAUUAAGAGCUGGUACAGCAAAAAACAUACCACAACAAGAUCCAAUCAAAAUCCUAAAAGGUGUUGUAACAUUUGUAUUAUUUAGGGCUCAAAACAUACUAUAACUACAGAUCUUAUGUUGUCAUGAUGCAAAAUACCAAAUCUUGCUGAAACACAUGAGCUAUUAUAUGUACAAUUAUUAAAAUUAAUGAAUGUAUCAUUGAUGUGAAUAGGUGGCACAUGCACAUUUAUGAAGUUACUACCUUUAAACAAAGACACAAAAGAGGAGGGAAGAGUAAACUACGUGUUUUAAGGGAGAAUAAAUAUUUGAAAGCAAUGCAGAAUUCCUGAGAGCUUUACUGCAUUAUAUUCCAUUAAGUUUCCCAUUGUCUCAACGUUUUCCUUUACAUUAAUAACGACAUUUGAUUGAUUCCAGCUGCAUUGAGAGAAAAGUAAUUAAGCGUUAUGUCAGGACUGCAAAGCUUUCAGUUACGGUUAGCUAACAUGUAAUCUGUGUAGUGACAGUCACUCAUGACUUUUUAAUGAGCUGCUCGGUGUUGCACUUUCCCUGUGAAGUUGUUAAUUUAUGUGAUGUCAGUGUGAAGCUCUGCUGCUCCCAGGAAUACAUGUUAUACUUCUCCUGAUAACACCUGUACGUUUAAUUAAAGGAUGUGUCGAAGUAAA